GCCAUUCUUUUUUAUUUCAACAAUAUAUUUGUCCUUUCACAGGCACUAUAUGGGGUGAUUGAUGUUCGGAUUUUUUUUGGCCUCUUAAUUACAAUAAAUAUUGUGUGAUCGAGUUGUCUUAUUGACCUCUUCUUGUCUCGUAAUUGAAGUAAUUUCUCUAUUUUUGUGUUAAUAUGGUGCAAUUCAAUACCAUGCAAGUUUAGUGCUGUAAAAGGGGGAAAAAAAGCAAAUAUGAUAAGAGAUAUGUACAUGUUAAUAGUUAAUGACAAAUGAUUAAUGAUGCAUAUACGUGGACAACCAAAUGUAAAGUAAAUAAGGAGGAUGGAAAAGUUAAUAGAGAAAGAAAAUGUUCAACUUGUUAAUAACGAAUUAACUAGAACAAGAAAAAAUUUCAUCCUAAACCAUGAUAAUCAUCCUCAAAUGGGAAAAUGAAGAUUUAGCCAAGAAGUGAAAAAACAAAAGGAAAAAGAUAAAGCAACGGCUCAAAGUGUUUUGCUAUUUGAUUAAAACAAAGAGAUGAAGGAAAGAAGGGUGGAAAUUCCAAAGUGAAGGUGGAAAACCAACCCAAAACACUUUGAUUCCGACAAAGCAAACUCAUAGGUCCAUCUCCCUGCAAUUUUUUCUUUGACUCCCUCCAUAAAACGCCCUUCCCUUUUCCCCCUUUCCCUUUCUCUAAACCAAACCCAUCUCGCGCUCCUUCCUUCAUUACAAUCCCAUCUCUCUUUACCAAUUUUAGGGUUCCCCCACAUUCCCAAAAUCCCCCCAAUCCCCUCUUUCUCCACUCUCCCUUCAUCUCUAACCUCUCCAAUGGCUGCCUGUGACCUCCCAAUCAUUUCAACUGCUGGGUCUUCCACAGCUUCUGCAGUUAUCGACGACAGUUAUGAAGAAGCCUGCAGCAUCUGCCUCGAGCCUUUCACUGUCCAAGACCCUGCCACUGUGACCAACUGCAAGCAUGAGUACCAUCUGCAGUGCAUUCUCGAUUGGUGUCAGAGAAGCAAAGAAUGCCCAAUUUGUUGGCAGCUCCUUUCCCUGAAGGAUGAAUCCAGUCAAGAGCUUUUUGCUGCUGUUGCGGCCGAGAGGCAUUCGAGGUUAACGAUCCGAUCCCGUCCUAGAUCCACCACCAGACCUUCUCUCUUUGACAAUUUUGAUGUAGACCAGGACUCUUACUCAGAUGAUUCGGACUUCGAUGAACGCAUAGGGCAGCAUCUUGCUGCUGCUGUGUAUAGAGCUCGGCAGUUCCAGAGAAGGGACAAUAGGUCCCCACCUCGACUCGGUACCUCCAGGGUGUUCGUCUUUGCCUCCCAUGCAGGUGGUUUGAGGAAUGAUCAACAAAGUUCACCUGGUGGCCGCAGCUUGAGCCCUGCCUCGUCUGGAACUGGUUCACCAACUUCUCCCAUGCGCACACUUCACAGCCUCAGGAACUCCGACGACAUGAUCUCCAAUGACAGCCACGGUCACUUGUUCAGCAACAGGAUUCUCUUCGGACAAUCACAAACUGAUAGCAACGACGAGCCAGGUUCUUCGAGGAUGGUCUCAUUGUCGGACUCCAUUAAAUCGAAAUGGGUUGCUGCUUCAGCCAAAUACAAGGAAUCGAUCUCUAAGGGCACUCAAGGUAUAAAGGAAAAGUUGCUUGCACGUAACAACUCGGUUAAAGAGCUGAGCAAAGGAGUCCAGCGGGAAAUGAGCGCUGGAAUUGCAGGCGUUGCAAGAAUGAUGGAAAAAUUAGAGCUUUCCUCCUCGAAACGCAGCAGCCCUGUCGGUUCUGGGGAAACCGGCUCAAGUUUCUGCUUCAAGGGAAAGAAUGUGGAGGAGGACAAGGACAACUCUCUUGCUAGAGCUCUCCAGGAAGACGAGGCAAUGGAGGAUAUUAGCCUCGGUGGCCACCGCCCUUCCACACCUGUCCCCUGCCGUCCUGAAGUUUCUCAUCUCCAGAUGGGCCAUUGAUCGUUGCAGUUAACUGCAAUCCGCCAACUUUCAAGUGUCUUUCAGCAACUGUGUGCUUUCUUUCUGAACAAGUGAGAUGCCAUAAGAGCAAAUAACGCAAGCGACGGCUUUUCGAAGAUUGAAGAAAACCAAUUCCCUUGA
This is a messenger RNA of Linum trigynum, 2085 nucleotides long. The record is from the annotation of a GenBank genome assembly. Lineage: Eukaryota; Viridiplantae; Streptophyta; Magnoliopsida; Malpighiales; Linaceae.